Molecule: messenger RNA, 3235 nt
Organism: Amaranthus tricolor (Joseph's coat)
Lineage: Eukaryota; Viridiplantae; Streptophyta; Magnoliopsida; Caryophyllales; Amaranthaceae
Product: pyruvate, phosphate dikinase, chloroplastic
Exons: 22
Coding region: 183-3053 (956 amino acids)
Biological process (GO): pyruvate metabolic process; phosphorylation
Molecular function (GO): ATP binding; pyruvate, phosphate dikinase activity; kinase activity
Source: RefSeq, a predicted model, not a curated record
GAUUCGUUUUAGCCUCUAACUCAAUUUUGUAUAUGGAUCAUUCUAUCUCUUACUCUCUUCUUUUUUCUCAGCCUUUCGUUUCCAUUUAUAUACAAUGAAUAGUUUUUAAUUUUGAAUUUGUAGCAUUGUCCUUCUUUUUCACUUUCUUCUUGAAUUAGCAAAGUCUACUGAACUUAUAAAGGAUGAUGGCUUCAGCUUAUAAAGGAAUUCUUACCCGAUCUAAUCAUGACAUCUGCGCACAAGCCCUAUUGAAAGUGAGACCCUUAGAUCAGAUUGGUUAUCUGAAAGACCAAAAUCUACUUGGUCGUGGCCGGGCCAAAAGUGUUCGACGUGUUAAAUAUCAAAACAAGAAAUGUCUGCAUCAGCAUGCUAGGCACUUGAGGUCACCCACUGUCAUGGCUUUGGUCUCAGAGCCAAUUGCAACCGCGAGAAAGCGAGUAUUCACAUUUGGUAAAGGAAGAAGUGAAGGCAACAAAAGCAUGAAAUCCUUGCUAGGUGGUAAAGGAGCAAAUCUUGCCGAAAUGUCCAGCAUAGGCUUAUCUGUUCCACCUGGGCUGACCAUUUCAACUGAAGCUUGCCAAGAGUAUCAGGAAAAUGGCAAAAAGCUUCCUGAAAGUUUGUGGGAGGAAAUCUUAGAAGGUUUGAGAGUGAUAGAGAAUGAUAUGGGUGCCUACCUUGGAGACCCUUCUAAGCCUCUUCUUCUUUCAGUUCGUUCUGGUGCUGCGAUUUCUAUGCCGGGGAUGAUGGACACGGUCCUGAAUCUCGGACUUAAUGACGAAGUUGUUAAUGCCCUUGCUGCAAAGAGUGGAGAACGCUUUGCUUACGACUCUUUUAGGCGUUUCUUGGAUAUGUUUGGUGGUGUUGUCAUGGGUAUACCUCAUUCCGCAUUCGAGGAGAAGUUAGAACAUCUGAAGGAAGCAAAAGGGGUUAAACUUGAUACUGAGCUAACUGCUUCAGAUCUAAAAGAGCUCGCGGAGCAGUACAAGAAUGUGUAUCUAGAGACAAAAGGAGAAGUUUUUCCUGCCAGUCCAUUGAAACAACUUCAGUUAGCUAUUGAAGCAGUCUUUGAGUCCUGGGACAGUCCAAGAGCCGUCAAGUAUCGAAGCAUUAACCAGAUUUCUGGCUUGAAAGGAACUGCAGUUAAUAUCCAGUCUAUGGUGUUUGGCAACAUGGGGAAUACUUCAGGAACAGGUGUUCUUUUUACUCGAAAUCCGAGCACUGGUGAAAAGAAGCUCUAUGGGGAGUUUUUGAUUAAUGCUCAGGGAGAAGAUGUUGUCGCUGGCAUAAGAACACCGGAAGACUUAGGCACCAUGGAGAGGUGCAUGCCUGAAGCUUACAAGGAACUCGUGGAGAACUGUGAAAUUUUAGAACAACAUUACAAGGAUAUGAUGGAUAUUGAAUUCACUGUUCAAGAAAAUAGGCUGUGGAUGCUACAAUGCCGAUCCGGUAAGCGAACCGGAAAAGGUGCAGUAAAAAUAGCUGUCGACCUGGUGAAUGAAGGAAUUGUUGAUACUAAUACUGCCGUUAAGAUGGUGGAACCACAACAUCUUGACCAGCUGCUUCACCCUCAGUUUGAAGAUCCUUCAGCAUACAAAGACAAAGUGAUUGCUACUGGGCUACCAGCAUCUCCUGGAGCUGCUGUGGGGCAGAUUGUAUUCAGUGCUGAAGAUGCGGAAGCCUGGCACGCGCAAGGAAAAAGUGUCAUUCUGGUGAGGACUGAAACUAGCCCAGAGGAUGUAGGAGGCAUGCAUGUGGCUGCUGGAAUCUUGACUGCGAGGGGUGGAAUAACAUCCCAUGCUGCUGUUGUGGCUCGUGGAUGGGGAAAGUGUUGCGUUUCAGGGUGCUCAGAUAUUCAAGUGAAUGAUGCCAAGAAGGUUGUUGUGGUUGGAAAUAAUGUACUAGCAGAAGGCGACUGGCUUUCUCUUAAUGGAACUACUGGUGAAGUUAUUCUAGGGAAAGAACCACUUGCACCUCCUGCUCUUAGCGGGGAUCUGGAGGUCUUCAUGUCUUGGGCUGAUAACAUACGACGUCUUAAGGUCAUGGCCAAUGCUGAUACACCCGAGGAUGCGUUGACAGCAAGAAACAAUGGGGCUGAAGGGAUUGGGCUUUGCAGGACUGAGCAUAUGUUCUUUGCUUCAGAUGAUAGGAUAAAGACAGUGAGAAAAAUGAUAAUGGCAGUUACACCUGAGCAAAGAAAAGUAGCUCUGGACCAGCUGUUACCUUAUCAGAGAUCCGACUUUGAAGGGAUUUUUCGGGCCAUGGAUGGGCUUCCUGUGACAAUCAGAUUGCUUGACCCUCCACUUCAUGAGUUUCUUCCAGAAGGUGACUUAGAUCAAAUUGUCAAGGACUUAGCGUCUGAAACAGGCAUGACAGAUGAUGAAGUCUAUUCCAGGAUUGAAAAGUUAUCCGAAGUCAACCCUAUGUUGGGUUUCCGGGGCUGCAGGCUGGGGAUAUCAUACCCUGAACUUACUGAAAUGCAAGCACGUGCAAUAUUCCAAGCUGCAGUGUCAAUGACCAACCAAGGCAUUAAAGUCCUACCUGAAAUUAUGGUUCCUCUUGUUGGAACACCUCAGGAGCUAGGCCAUCAAGUGAAUUUGAUACGCGAUGUUGCAUCAAAGGUAUUCUCCGAGACAGGUACCACCUUGAACUUCAAGGUAGGAACAAUGAUCGAGAUCCCUAGAGCGGCUCUAAUUGCAGAUGAGAUUGCAAAGGAAGCAGAAUUCUUUUCAUUUGGAACAAACGAUCUCACACAAAUGACAUUUGGAUAUAGUAGAGAUGAUGUUGGUAAAUUCCUUCCUAUAUACAUGUCCCAGGGCAUACUCCAAACUGAUCCCUUUGAGGUUCUCGACCAAAAGGGUGUGGGCCAGCUUAUCAAACACGCAACUGAGAGAGGUCGUGCUUCAAGGCCUAGCUUGAAGGUUGGUAUUUGCGGAGAGCAUGGAGGAGAGCCUUCAUCUGUUGCAUUUUUUGCGGAGGCUGGACUCGAUUAUGUCUCGUGUUCUCCAUUCAGAGUUCCCAUUGCAAGACUAGCAGCUGCUCAAGUAUGCGUGUGAAAAUUAAAUACACCAGUCACCAGAUGAAUUAGAUGUUGUCACUUUUAUUUGUGUAAUUUAAGUUAAAUUUUUAUAAAAUGUAAUGUCUUUAUAUAUAUUAAAUUUAUUUUUGCUAUUUUUGCAUUAAGAUAUAACAUGUCAAUAACUUACAUUAUAAAUUUAAUAUUUACUUUGAUUGAGUA